GAAGGGAGGCCAUGUGCUUCCUGAGUCUCCCGCAAACUCCAGCGGAACUCUCGUGCCUCUCAGCUUGCCAGAUCAACCAUGUCCGGGGCAUCCUCCAAGAGCCUGGGAAAAGGAAGCUCGCCUCCCGGUCCGGUCCCGGAGGGCCUGAUCCGCAUCUACAGCAUGAGGUUCUGCCCCUUUGCUCAGAGGGUGCUGAUGGUCCUGAAGGCCAAGGGAAUCCGGCAUGAAAUCAUCAAUAUCAACCUGAAAAGCAAGCCCGAGUGGUUCUUCAAGAAGAAUCCGGCUGGGCUGGUGCCCGUUCUGGAGGACAGUAAGGGUCGCUUGAUCUCCGGGUCUGCCAUCAUUUGUGAGUACCUGGAUGAGGCGUACCCAGGGAAGAAGUUGUUCCCAGAUGACCCUUAUGAGAAAGCGUGCCAGAAGAUGAUCUUAGAGUCAUUCUCCAAGGUGCCACCUUUGGUUGCAAGGUUCAUUAGGAAGAAGGAAGACCGUCCUGACAUAAUAGAAGAACUGAGGAAGGAAUUCCGCAUGCUAGAGGAGGAUAUUACUAAUUAUAACUCAGACAUCUUUGUUGGGGAUGCUGUCUCUAUGACUGAUUACCUUAUGUGGCCUUGGUUUCAGCGGCUGGAAGUGCUGGAGCUCAAUGAGUGUGUAGCCCACACUCCAAAACUUAAGGGCUGGAUGGCUGCCAUGAAGAAAGACCCCAUAGUAUCAUCCCACUUAAUUGAUGCCAAGACCUAUAGUGAUUUCCUAAAACUCUACCUACAGGACAGCCCUGAGGCCUGUGACUGUGGGCUCUAAGGGCUGGAGUCCUCAGUGAAUGAUGUCUCCCUUUACUGAUAUGAGUAACAAGCUUUCACUUUACCCAGCAUUCCCACUGACUCAUUUCUCACAGACUUGACCUCAUGGCUCAUUGUGUCUCCUGCAGGCCUCUCUAGUAUGUUUUUCCAUUUCAGAACACUCAAUUCUAGUGGUCCUUACACUCUUCGAUGAAAACCCGAAGACCACCAUCUCUAGUUUGAUCCAGACUUCUUACCUACAUCUCCUGAUUUCAAGAAAAUGUCAAGUUUUUGAUUUCUUAUUUCUAAAUUAAAAACUGGGAAUUCCUCCUGCUUUC
Phodopus roborovskii (desert hamster) is the source of this 1114-nucleotide messenger RNA. RefSeq names its product glutathione S-transferase omega-1. Gene Ontology annotation, cellular component: cytoplasm. NCBI's taxonomy places the organism in Eukaryota, Metazoa, Chordata, Mammalia, Rodentia, Cricetidae. Gene Ontology annotation, biological process: glutathione metabolic process; L-ascorbic acid metabolic process. The coding region runs from base 79 to 798 and encodes 239 amino acids. The record is from RefSeq and is a predicted model, not a curated record. The transcript has 6 exons. Gene Ontology annotation, molecular function: glutathione dehydrogenase (ascorbate) activity; glutathione transferase activity.